Molecule: messenger RNA, 1917 nt
Organism: Coffea arabica (coffee)
Lineage: Eukaryota; Viridiplantae; Streptophyta; Magnoliopsida; Gentianales; Rubiaceae
Source: RefSeq, a predicted model, not a curated record
AUGUCUAAGGCCUACGAUAGAGUGGAGUGGAAAUUCCUUGAUGCCAUGAUGGAAAAAAUGGGCUACUGCACAGUCUGGAGGAAAUGGAUUUGGAGCUGUCUCUCCUCAGUCACCUACUCUUUCAAUAUUAAUGGUGUACCAAAAGAAUUUGUAAUUCCAGAAAGAGGAAUAAGACAAGGUGACCCUCUGUCACCUUAUCUUUUUCUCUUAUGUUCAGAAGGUUUCUCCAAUUUACUGAAGCAGGCUGAAGGAGAUAAAAGGAUCACAGGGAUAAAGAUUUGUAGAAAUGGGCCAAGACUGACUCAUUUAUUCUUUGCUGACGAUUCCUUGAUUUUCUGUAAUGCUGAAAAAGAGGAAGCAAGGGAACUUGUACAAAUUCUGAGGAAGUAUGAGAAGGGGUCUGGUCAAUCCAUAAAUCUGGAAAAGUCCUCAGUUUUCUUCAGCCGCAAUGUCAGUCAUCAGAGGAAAGGGGAAGUGAGACAAAGCCUUGGUCCAAUCCAGGUGGCUACACAAGGAAAGUAUCUGGGGCUCCCUAUGGUGAUAACAAGAUCAAAGCAGCAAGUGUUUGGUUUUAUUAAGGAUAGUAUCAGCAAGAGGAUGACAAGCUGGAAAAACAAGCUGCUCAGCCAAGGAGGGAAGGAAGUGUUAUUGAAGGCAGUUUCCAUGGCAAUGCCAGUGUAUACCAUGUCCUGCUUUAAACUUCCAAAAACUCUGUGCAAAGAAGUGACCUCCAUUUUUGCGAAAUAUUGGUGGGGAGAAGCUGAUGGGAGAGAUAAGAUGCACUGGUGCUCGUGGGGAAGAAUGGCUAUGGAGAAAAAGGAGGGAGGAUUAGACUUCAAGGACUUACAGAAGUUUAAUAAAGCAUUGCUGGCUAAACAGGUUUGGAGGCUGAUUACCAAACCAAACCUCUUAGUCAGCAAGGUAUUGAGGGCAAAGUAUUUCCAUAGGGACUCUAUCUUCAAGUGCAAAGUUCCUAACUGUGCUUCAUGGAUCUGGCAAAGUCUAAUGAAUGUAAGAGAUUUGGUGCAAAAGGGAACUAGAAAGAGGAUAGGCAAUGGCAAGACAACAAACAUUUGGGAGGACAUUUGGAUCCCUGGUAAUGAGGAUGGAAAAGUCACUUCCGCAAUGCCUCAGAACUGCACUAUCAGAAGAGUGGAUGAGUUGAUCAGUGGAUUCAGGUGGAAUAAACCAUUAGUGAUUAGAACUUUCAACCAGAAAGAUGCGGUGGAAAUCUUGGAUAUCCCUAUCAGUAUCUCUGGUAGGGAAGACAGUAACUAUUGGGUUUAUAGUGGUCAUGGUAGCUAUACGGUCAGCCUAGGGGAAAUCAACCUAGGGGAAGAGGAGAUAACGAAGCAGAAACAAGCUCAGCAAAUUCUAAAGGGAGACAAUGGAAGGAAACUGAAGAUAAAAAUUUGGAGCUUAGAGAAUACGACCCCUGAGGGUGCUGAAAGAGAUAAAGAGGAGGAAGAACCAGAGGAGGGAGGAAGUGAUGAAAUGCAGAUUAGAAUCUCAACUCAAGUGCAUGAAUCAACUAAUAGAAUUGGCACAGGGAUUAUAGCAACUAACUUCAACCAGCAGCUGGUGGCAGCCUGGGCACUUACUGACAGGAAAGCAAGGAAUCAGCUGCAGAAUGUUGCUGAAGCUGUGAAGAUGGCCAUUAUAAAGGCCAGACAACAGCAAUGGCAGAAAAUUACAGUCUACAUACCCAGCUCUCAGCUGUUGAAAGGGCUAACGGAAGGAAUAGCCAAGGAUAUCAAACUGGCUACUUUGACUGAUGAUAUUAACAAUUUAAGAGCUUUAUUUCUGAAAUGCUCCUUUUGUUUAGAUAGGAGAUUAGACUCCAGAUAUGAACUGAUUAGUGGUUAUGCCUUAGGCAUAUUUCAGGAUGAGAAAUGGAUCAAUCCUCAAUGUGUCUAA